AUGCAUCCAGGAGAUUGUCUUCUGCCUGAACCUCAUCUGGGGAAAGAGUCUCUGCUCCAGUCUCUGCUCCAGUCUCUGCUCCAGUCUCUGCUCCAGUCUCUGCUCCAGUCUCUGCCUCAGUCUCUGCCUCAGUCUCUGCUCCAGUCUCUGCUCCAGUCUCUGCUCCAGUCUCUGCUCCAGUCUCUGCUCCAGUCUCUGCCUCAGUCUCUGCCUCAGUCUCUGCCUCAGUCUCUGCCUCAGUCUCUGCCUCAGUCUCUGCUCCAGUCUCUGCUCCAGUCUCUGCUCCAGUCUCUGCUCCAGUCUCUGCUCCAGUCUCUGCCUCAGUCUCUGCCUCAGUCUCUGCCUCAGUCUCUGCCUCAGUCUCUGCUCCAGUCUCUGCUCCAGUCUCUGCUCCAGUCUCUGCCUCAGUCUCUGCCUCAGUCUCUGCCUCAGUCUCUGCCUCAGUCUCUGCUCCAGUCUCUGCCUCAGUCUCUGCUCCAGUCUCUGCUCCAGUCUCUGCUCCAGUCUCUGCUCCAGUCUCUGCUCCAGUCUCUGCCUCAGUCUCUGCCUCAGUCUCUGCCUCAGUCUCUGCCUCAGUCUCUGCUCCAGUCUCUGCCUCAGUCUCUGCUCCAGUCUCUGCUCCACCUCAGCUCCCGCCCUCUCUCUAUAGAUCCAGGAGCCGUCAGAGUGGCACUUGGAUCGACAGAUGGGUCACGUGUUGCGGUGGGUUUGAUUGACAGCUCGCCCACCCAGAGGAGGAAGUGUUUGUGGAGGUGUGGAUGUGAGACUGACAGCUUUCAGAAGGAGAAGGAUGAAAGAGAUGAACGUGGCGUUAAGACAAGUUAA
Molecule: messenger RNA, 825 nt
Organism: Knipowitschia caucasica
Lineage: Eukaryota; Metazoa; Chordata; Actinopteri; Gobiiformes; Gobiidae
Source: the annotation of a GenBank genome assembly